CUGGCAUUCUUAUCAAGAGAUACAGUCAAAUUUAGAUAAGCAAUAUAAAGCUAACUUUAGGGAAGGAUUUGUCAACUUUCAUUCUUUUAUCUUCAUCAUUCACGCUUGACAUGAAGCUUAAGAAUCCUCCAGCAUCUGUGAAAGAGUGCAGAUUCAGUAGUUGAGUAGUCUUCUACGAGAGAUAUCUGCCACAGAGGUUUAGAAUAAUCCAUUGGUACGUUAGUGAUUUCUUCUCAGUAUUUUACACACUCUUCUUCUGUACUUACUUUCUUCGAACAUUUGAUGAGCUGGCCUUCUCCAGCCUGAAUGCCGACAUCUUUCCAGAAAUAUAUUCCGAAUUUUGAAAUGAGGAUGGACCUGAGUUUGGGAAUUCUAAGGACGGCUCUCUGGUAAAAGUGGUUCUUGAAGGUUGGAUAGUCCACUUUCUCCAUUAUGAAGUAUCCUACCAAAUUAUGUGGAGAAUUUGGGUAUUCAUGCAAAAGUCAAAAAUCUGCAAAAUUGAGUCUUGUGUAACCCAUUAUGAUUCAGAUUUGAUCUGCAAUGAGAAUAAAUGCUAUUAAAAACAAAAUCCCAUACAAUACUCCAAAGAAACUAUAGGCUGAAUAAAGUAGGAUCAAGUGGAGGAGUC
Messenger RNA from Moneuplotes crassus, 628 nucleotides. The record is from the annotation of a GenBank genome assembly. NCBI's taxonomy places the organism in Eukaryota, Ciliophora, Spirotrichea, Euplotida, Euplotidae.